GAAAUUAUUUUGACUUUUCAUAAAUUAGAUUUGAAAAAUAACAGGUGCUUAUCUUUACUUAUAAAUAAAGGUGUUUAAACAUAUAAGUACGACGAAAAUGAGUUACCGAUACUGGAAUUAUUGUGAUAGUGACAGUGAUUUUUCAGAUACAGAUUCUUAUAUAUCUUAUAAAAAGAAACCUUUCAAACAAUUACAAUCGGCUCCAACAUCUUCGGCUAAUAGAAAAUAUCCUUAUAUUGCAGAAUAUGCAAUUUCAUCAGAUACUUGUAGAGGAUGUUGGGAAACUAUUCACAGGGGUACUUUACGAUUAGGUGUUAAUAUUCAAUCUCUAAAAGAGGAUAAUAAGAUACAAUAUUGGUAUGAUUUUCAAUGUUUUUUCAAUAAACAGAGGCCCAAAAAUACUUUUGAAAUACAUAAUUUUGAAUCUUUAUUGCUCAAAGACCAACAAAAAAUAAAAAAACGAGUUGGUGUAGCUAAUAUCAACAUUCUUCCAGACACUGUAAAUGAUAAUAAGAAGGGCCAAAAGAGAGGAGGGACUAGUACUAAUAAAUUGAAACAAAAAGCACUCAAAGAUUUUAAAAUUCAAUAUUCCAUGUCCGGUAGAGCCAUGUGUAGGGGUUGCCAUCAAAAAAUUCUAAAAGGUGUUGUACGGAUUUCAAAAAAAUCUUAUGAUACCGAAGUUGGAAAAAAGUUUGACGGUCAGGAUAUGUGGCACCAUGUUUCUUGUUUUGUCGCAAUUAGGAGUGAUUUGGGAUAUUUUGAAUCUGCAGAUAAAUUACCAGGUUUUAGGGAACUUGAAAAAAAAGAUCAAGAACUUGUUUUAAAAGAAUUGACUGCAGUAGAUCCAGAUGAUCCUGAAUUAAAGAAAAUAAAAACUGAACCUACCUCAAAAGAUCCAUUAAUAAAUGAGGAGGAAUAUAAAGUACAAAAUAAACAAAUAUUCACCUAUAAAGAGCAAUUAAAUAAGUUAUCUGAUAAAGAUUUAACAAAUUUACUUACAACUAAUAAUCAAGUAGUUCCUUCAAAUAAAGCUGUUAUGGUAGAAAGGCUAGCAGAUAUUAUGACAUUUGGUGCUUUACUACCAUGUAAAAGUUGUAAUGGACAACUUGUUUUUGAAAAUGGUGGGUAUGUGUGUACUGGCAACAUUUCAGAAUGGGCCAAAUGUGAUAUUUCAGAAAAGGAACCCGAAAGGAAACCAUUCAUAGUUCCAAAAAAUCUGACCAAAAAAAAAAUCGCUGAUUAUGUAUUUAUACCAAGAAAGAGAAUAAUUAGAACUGAAGCACCGACCAAUAUUGAAAAAGUGAAUUACUAUGAGCCGCGUGUGAAAAAGGAGGCUCCACCUCUUUAUGAAAUGAAAUUCGUUAUUAUAGGCAAACCCCCUAAAGGCAAAGAUGAAAUAAAAAAACAAGUAGAGGCAAUGGGUGGCAAAUUGAUAACAAAAAUUGACGAAAACAUAGCUGCAAUAAUUUCAACUCCCCUAGAAGUUGAAAAGAUGAACCAAAGAAUGAAAACAGCUGAAGCUAAUCAAAUUCAUAUUGUAACCGAUGAUUUUCUGGAUGAAUGUAAAAACUAUGUUGGUAGAAUAGCCGAACUUAUAAUAGAAAAGUGUAUCUGUGACUGGGGCACAGAUCCAACACCCAGGCUUCCCGAUCUAUCAGCAAAAAAAUAUAAAAGUGUUUACAUAAAAUCUAUACCUGAUAAAGUUAAAAUGACAAUAAAAGGCGGCGCUGCUGUUGAUCCUGUAUCCAAACUGGAAAAUUGUGCUCAUGUUUAUGAAGAGGGAAAUGACAAGUAUACUGUAGUUUUAGGAUUGACUGACAUACAACUUGGAAAGAAUAGUUAUCAUAAGAUACAACUCCUCGAAGCUGAUGAUCUUAGUUCAUAUUGGAUAUUUGAAUCUUGGGGAAGAAUUGGUACAAACAUUGGUGACAACAUUACCAGGUACAUGAUAUCUUUGGACUAUGCUAAAAAUACAUUUACAACAUGUUAUAAGGAAAAAACUGGCAAUCAAUGGAAAAACAGAGAUAAUUUCAAAAAAAUGCCUAAUAAAAUGUAUCCCAUCGAUAUCGAUUACGCUGAAGAUGAUUUUCAAAAAUUCGAAAUUGUUGAAUCGCCUUCAACAUUACCAACAAAAGUACAAGAAUUGAUUAGGAUGAUUUUUGAUAUUAAGGCAAUGCAGAAGCUUAUGGUAGAAUUUGAAUUGGACACACAAAAAAUGCCUCUUGGAAAAUUAAGUAAAGCUCAAAUACAAAAGGCAUUUGGUGUAUUGAAGGAAUUACAAGAUUUGAUUGCAGCAAAUGCAAGAAGAGCUAAUUUCAUAGACGCAUCUAAUAGAUUCUUCACUUUCAUACCCCAUUCAUUUGGUCUGGGUAUUCCAGAUGUCUUGGACAAUGAAGAUGCCAUCAAAAAGAAACUAGAAAUGUUGAACAGUCUCGAGGAAAUUCAAUUAGCUUUUAGUUUGAUGCAGACAUCUAACCAAUCUGUGGAUAAUUGUUAUAGUACUUUGAACACAGACAUUGUACUAUUGGAUACAAAUUCAGAAGAAUUUGCUAUUAUUUUAGAGUACGUAAGAAAUACGCACGGAGCCACUCACAAUUUUAAACUGAAUAUCGAAGAAGUAUUCACGAUUAAACGACACGGUGAAGAUGUGAGUUUCAAUAAGUUCAAAGAUAUGCCAAAUCACAAGUUACUAUGGCAUGGUUCCCGAGCAACGAAUUUUGCAGGCAUUUUAUCUAGAGGUCUUCGUAUAGCUCCUCCGGAAGCCCCUUCUAGUGGAUACAUGUUUGGUAAAGGUAUAUAUUUCGCGGAUAUGGUAUCCAAGUCGGCCCAAUACUGUUUUCCAAAAUCAACUAAAUCGAAAGGUUUAUUGUUAUUGUGCGACGUCGCACUUGGAAAUACAUUGGAUCUUUUAAAAGCCGAGAAUAUUACCAAAUUACCAAAGGGGAUGAAUAGUGUCAGAGCAUUAGGCAAGACUCAUCCAGAUCCGACUUAUGUGAAAAAAAUUGAAGAUAUCGUAGUGCCUGUAGGUAAAGGAAUCCACCAAGCAGCUGCAGAAAAAUCACAUUUGUUGUACAACGAAUACAUUGUGUACAAUGUGGCACAGGUUAAUAUUAAGUAUUUGGUUAAAGUGAAUUUUUAACAGCUAUAAGAUUGUAAUUUGUUCUUUAUCAAGUAUUGUUUUGAAUAUGUCGCAAUUUGUUAUUUUAUAACUGGAUUGUUGAAACAAACAGGUUAAAAAGUGGAGUUGAACGUUUUCUCGGUACCUUCCGGACAGACCUGCACAACUCAAACGUUGCUGUUUUUGAGUGAAAGUGUUUGAAAUUUUUUUCGGUGUAUUAUUUUAUUUGGUUUUUUCAUUUUUUCUAUUCAUUAGAAACUCUAGUUACUAUUGAAGAAGUAUGCGUAGGAUGAUCUUUUACUAGCUACACUCUUUUAAGUAACUAAGUUCUUAUAGAAGACCUUUGAUCGUUUUCUAUACAAAAAAAAUACUACAAUUAAACGAAUGUGUAAAAGAUACUUCCAUUCAGUAGAAAACAUUCGAUGAGAUUCAUCUUUUCUAAUGAAUCUCUAUUCUUCAUUCUAACGAUAGGAUAUUAUACAGUGUGUUUCUAAUUUCAUGCGACAAAAUUCAGGAGAUAUCACCCUUAAAAGGUGGUGACUAAAAGUGAGUUUCAAUUUUUGUAAAAUUUCAGUAAUGCUAGUGCUAGUAAUUUUCGUAACCUCGCAAAGGGCUAACUACAGGUAUUUUUUCAAUAUUCCUGUUACAUUAUACGGGGGUGAAAUUAGCAACCCUUACAUUAUUUCAUAUAAAAACUUGAAAUCUUCAGUUUAUUUAAAAAUAUUUUUGGAGUUUACUCCUUAAGAAUCGAUUUGCAUAUAUAAAGGGCCCGGUAUGAGAAAAAUGUGAGGAGUAAAAUCUAUCGAUGAAUGACCUCGUUACGUUUUUGGUGCGCACCCUAUGAUGCGCAACUUUCUAAUUUGCCAGUGUCAACAUACUUAUAUUGCUGUUUUUAUUAUAAAUGUCAAUAAUUAAUAUUGUUAUUGUGAAGUUUUAAUUUUUAUCAUUGUGUUCCGCUAAAGCGAACCGAAAGUAUUUUCAAAUAACUAUGGCAGAAAGAGGUGUAGAUGAUAUUGCCGGAACAUCUAACAAACACGUGGUUGCAAGGUAAGUUAUAAUUCAUGUAUUAUAUGUAUGAGCAUGUGCAAUUUGUAUUUAUUAAAUAUUUUAAUAAUUAUCGAUGUAGUUCAUAUAAAUAUAUAUUUGAAAACAACACAUAAAAUUAGAUAAUCAACCCAAUAUGAAUUAUCGAGCGCAUCCACAUAAAAUAGAAAAUUUCUAACCUAACCAAAAAUUAAUUUUUUUGUCGAUGUCUAUAAAUUCUUCCACGUUAUUAUGAUUUAUUUUAUAAAUAAUUUUUAAAUAUUAACAACUGUAGUCAAUAAUUCGAUAAUAUCAGAAAAAUCGACAAUAUUUUUUCAUUAUAAUAAUGUUUUUAUAUAAUUUUCUUUCGAAAAGUUAUUUUUUAGCUUAUUUAAAUAAUUUUCAUGUACUAUUUAUUAUUGUAUGUAAAAGAUUUAGUGACAUAAUUAUCUUUUUAUAACCAUUUUUGUUAAUUAUUAAGAUAAUAUUAUAUUUUAAAUAAAAAAUUAAUUAUAAUAAUGUAAAAAAAAUGUUUAUAAAAACCUUUUUUUAUCAAUUUUCUUAAAGUCGGUUAAAAUUUUUAUAAUUUUCUAAUUUUUUUUUAUAUUUUUUGACUAGGAAAAAAUCUAAACCUCCAAAAACUCCAGCCGAGAGACAGCGAGCUUACAGAUUAAAAAAAAAUUAAUGAAGGAAGCCCAAAAUAUUCUGGCAAUCAACCAAUCUUUUUUAAGUUAAAUAAACUCUUUUUGCGUCUGGUUAGACUAUCGAACUCCAGUCGUGCGUCGGAGCUAACACACACAAUUUUUUAUUCUUAACCACUCCUGAUUUUUUGUUUUUUUUUUUUUGGACUUUGAUGAACCGAUUUUAUUCAUGUACUAUUGAGUAUGAAAAUAUUGAAAAAACUGAUAUGUUUUCAUUAUUUUCCGAGAAAAUUGAUGUUUUUUAUGUCCUUUAUGUCCUUUAUGUCCUUCGAUCUAAGCGAUUAUAACAACUAAUGUAUGGGUUAUAUGUAAAUAAAUAAUAGAUGAUCAUUUUACAACGUUUUUAUUAUAGAAAAAGUUUUAUAAAAUUAAAUUCCACUUCAAAACAAAAAAUAAAUCUACAAAAAUAAUGAAAAACGUAAUAAAUCUUCUAAAUAAAAUAAAUAAUAAACUGUAGGAACUUUGGGUAUGGAAACUUAGGAAACCAUUUUUGUCUUGGUCUAGACACAAGUGCACUUUGCAUUUUAUACACUUGAUUCGGGAUUUUCCUUUGGAAUCCGGUAAUUUGCAGCGCGUUCCUGACCGGCGUCAUGAGCUGGAAAGUGACCAACGCUAUCUCGAGCUAUUUCAGUUGACGGACGCAGUUCUCCCGGUUUUUUUGGAACAAUUACCGGCAAAGGCAACUAUUUGGUCGACCCCUUUUGGGAGCUGAAUUCUCAUUUCGGAGAACUAAACGUUGAGCUAGGUGUUGGCGAAAAUGAAGAAGUAAAAGCCGUUUUGUUUUAUGUAUUCCGAGCAAAUCGUUAUCUGUCUCAUAUUCACGAUAGGCUUGAACGAUUGCCAAAUAUGAAACAUGAAAAGUCAUCUG
Molecule: messenger RNA, 5710 nt
Organism: Diorhabda sublineata
Lineage: Eukaryota; Metazoa; Arthropoda; Insecta; Coleoptera; Chrysomelidae
Product: poly [ADP-ribose] polymerase-like
Exons: 5
Coding region: 98-3139 (1013 amino acids)
Cellular component (GO): nucleus
Molecular function (GO): DNA binding; zinc ion binding; NAD+ poly-ADP-ribosyltransferase activity
Source: RefSeq, a predicted model, not a curated record